Molecule: messenger RNA, 1139 nt
Organism: Truncatella angustata
Lineage: Eukaryota; Fungi; Ascomycota; Sordariomycetes; Amphisphaeriales; Sporocadaceae
Product: peptidase M76 family-domain-containing protein
Exons: 2
Coding region: 128-940 (270 amino acids)
Biological process (GO): mitochondrial proton-transporting ATP synthase complex assembly; mitochondrial protein processing
Cellular component (GO): extrinsic component of mitochondrial inner membrane
Molecular function (GO): metalloendopeptidase activity
Source: RefSeq, a predicted model, not a curated record
CACCUCCGAAUUGCCGGGCGGUCUAGCCUGGACGUCUAGUGAAUCUUCAAGGCUUCCUAGAGCUCUUUAGCGGGCAUCUUACAGCGCGUUCCCACUCGCUAGGCCUACAACUACAACAAAAAUAAUCAUGGCUUCGCAAACCUCAGACUCCGCGGCGAAUGUGUCGCCCGCAUCGACCGUUGCCAGCUCGGCGUCGACAUCGCCAUCGCCAUCCCCGGCCGACCUCCCCCCAAUCGUCAAGAACGACCCAGCGCGCACCGGCUUCGACCCGCAGACGAAAUGGUGGAUGAACUACUUCAAGAUCCUGACAGGGGGCAUGUCGCAGGAGGGCAUGUUCCACUACCGCGAGUCGCGGUACUUGGCGCACGAGGAACGCGACUGCAAGCGGUGCGAGCAGUACCGGGACUGGGCCUUCGCGCACUCGCCGACGGUGCGCUUCAUGAAGGAUAAGAUCGAGGCCCUCAACGGCAACCUGGAUCCCAGCAACGUCGUGUGCAAGCGGUGUCCGGCGCGGCUGACCGAGGACGGCGAGGUGCAUCGACAGGGCGGCGGCUUCUCGCCGGGCCAUGGCAUCCUGCUGUGCGCCAACGAGGUCAGGAGUCGCAAGCACCUGGAGGACACACUCAGUCACGAGAUGGUGCACGCGUGGGAUCACCUGAGGUGGAAGGUGGAUUGGAACGGCAAGGACCUGAAGCAUGCUGCUUGUACUGAGAUUCGUGCUUCCAUGUUGAGUGGCGAGUGCAGGUGGACGAAAGAGACUCUCACCAACGGGAACUGGACUCUGACGCAGCAGUUUCAAGAAUGUGUAAGGAGGCGUGCAGUUAAAUCUGUCAUGGCAAGACCCACUUGCAAAGAUGAUGUGCAAGCAGUCAAGGUGGUGAACCAGGUUUGGGACUCGUGCUAUUCCGAUACUCGACCAUUCGAUGAGAUAUACAGAUAAGAUGUAAGCAAGGAAAGGAGAGACGGCGGCGAGCAACCUCUGGCAAGAGGCUUGUAUAAAAUAAUGAAGCACAAUUGGCGUUCGGAGUCGGGGACAGCAUGAACAAAUAUACUCUCAAUGAACUUGGUUGGUUAGAUACGAAAGGGAAUACUAGCUCCCCUUGAUGCAAAACUCCCGCAAAUAUAUGCCUGCCUUUCCU